ACGGCCGCAGCCCCGGAACCGGAGCCCCGCGGACCCGACACUCUCGAGUGGGCGGCGGCGCCUUGGAUUCGCAGCGUCCCGGGACCGCGCCGCUGUCCCCUCUCGGGAUCCUCCGGCCGCGGCCGAUCGGGGCACUAUGAGCGAAGAGGAGCAGUUUGUAAACAUUGAUUUGAAUGAUGACAACGUUUGCAGUGUUUGUAAACUGGGAACAGACAAAGAAACACUCUCCUUCUGUCACAUUUGUUUUGAGCUAAAUCUUGAGGGAGUACCGAAAUCUAAUCUUUUACACACCAAAUCAUUGAGAGGCCACAAAGACUGCUUUGCAAAAUACCAUUUAAUUGCAAACCAGGAUUGUUCUCGAUCCAAGCUUUCCAAAAGUACUUAUGAAGAAGUUAAGACCAUUUUGAGUAAGAAGAUAAACUGGAUUGUACAGUAUGCACAAAAUAAAGAUCUGGAUUCAGAUUCUGAAUGCUCUAAAAAUCCCCAGCAUCACCUUUUUAAUUUCAGGCAUAAGCCAGAUAAGAAAUUACUCCCACAGUUUGAUUCUCAAGUGCCAAAAUAUUCUGCAAAAUGGAUAGAUGGAGGUACAGGUGGCAUCGCAAACUGUACACAGAGAAUUUUGGAGCAAAGGGAAAAUACAGACUUCAGGCUUGCUAUCCUACAAGAUUCAGAUGCACUGUGGCCUCACAGUCAUGACCAGGCACAAAAAAAAGAAGAUCUGAGCUCUAGUCAAGAGGCGAAUGUCCAGUCCCAGAGUCUGCGUUACAGCAGGGAGGAAUUGAAUUCAAUGACUCUUGGUGAAGUAGAACAGCUGAACAUAAAGCUCCGCCAGCAGAUUCAAGAAGUAUUUGAAGAGUUAACACACCAAGUCCAAGAAAAGGACUCUUUGGCCUCAGAGCUCCACGUCCGGCAUGUUGCCAUCGAGCAGCUUCUGAAGAACUAUUCCAAGUUGCCAUGCCUGCAAGUGGGACGGGCCGGAACGAGGUCACACCUGCCCAUGAACAACUGAGCUACAGCUUAGUUCAAAUGCUGUACCUUUUAUUGGUCUGCUAAGCAUGUGUACUUUGAAAAUGUUUGAAGAAAGUUAUGAUCUACUUUUUAUGGUCACUGUAUUUGCAAAGCAUAAGAAAAUAUUUAAUAUCUUUGUCUAAUAAAGCAGAUCACUCAAGUCUAGGGUUAAUCAUUUGGCUUCAUUUUAGGAAUAUUUUUCCUAUAAUUACUGAAUGCCCUUUCCUAACUUUUACUAUAUGUGACUACUUAAAUGUACCGUUACAAUGUUUUUAUUGAUCAUUUUAUUGUGUUCAACUGUCAAAACAAUAGAAACUUAAUAAGCUCCUCAUAUUAUUCCAGACUACUAGAGAUAAUUUUUAAGAGGGAAGUAGAAUUUAUAAUAUCACCUUAUUUAUGAGCAAUAUUUUAAUAUGAAAUUUUAUAUAUAAAGUGGUAUUUUUCCAUUCUCUUUAUACAUGUGUAUUGGAUGACUCAGUAUUUACACUUUUAUGUGUGAAUAUGUUCACCCACAUUUCAGAUCACUGCACUUUAUUCUCUGAAUACAGUGUUUCUAUAACUGUUAUCUUUCUUUCCAAAGAUAAAUGUAUUUUGGAUAGUAUUUGUGGUAGACAUCUACCUAGUUGAGUUGUUUUAACUUCUAAUGAUAUAAUAAAGGAAAAUUAAUGACUUUUUAAAGAAAGUAUACAAGCUAUAUUAGUUUUCUGACAAAAGCAGUUCUGAAUGAGUUUAAGAAGAAAAUACUAUCUUAGUUUUGUAUGUCAGUCUCCACAAAAGUGCAAGCCCCUCUCCCUCAUUCGUAGACUUCCCAUGACUUUAAUAUGUUAGACUUUGGACAAAGUAAAUUCAAGUCCAAUAUAACUUCUCUCUUCAAAUUGCAAUUGUGAUCCUGUUUGUGAAAAAAAAUUAAAAUUACUCUGCGUACCACUUGACAAAAUGUUUCAAAAGUCCAUAAGCUAUCCAAAUUCUGUUAUCGACAGUGAAAUUAAUUCUCAGAAAAAGCUUUGUAAGGUAUAUUUCUAAACUUAAAAAUGUAAAAGAAAAGAAGAUUGUUUGACAAAAGAAAAGCAGAACUUCUAAUUCAAUAAAAUAAGCCCAUGUGUUAAAAGGAUGAUGCUAUAAGCUACUUGGGUUCCAGAUUCUUAACUAAUUAUCUCAAGAAGCUAGGUAAGUUUUAAUGAUGUAAAUUGUUUUUAGCAGGUGCUUAGAAUGUAUUUUUGUAAUAGAUUACUUGCUUAAAAGAAUCUACAGACAAACCCAUUAACUUGGCAGCUUCACGCAUAAAGCUAUAAAUGAUUUCUGCCUUAAAGUUGGCAGUCUGUCCUGGUUAGGGUUAGAUUUUAAUAUUAAACAGAAACAGUAUUUGACUGAGAAAAGAUGUGCUUUGCUGUAGUUGAAAGCACGUUUUUCUAAUGCUUAGAUGUAUUAAAUUGGCCUGUGGAUGGGUAUUAGUUGAUAUUCCACUGCUUGUGUUUUUGUUUUUCCUUGAACUAAAACUUAACUCUCAAGCUUUUGAGUCAUCCAACAUGAAUUUAAAAUAUAAAGAGUGGACAGGAAAGUGUUGCCUUUAGUUUUGAUAAGCUUUAAAAUGAAUGUGUGCAAUAUGGAAGUGUCCAAAUUUACAAGUUGGAUAGGCAUGUCUUGAUGAUGCCGUUAAGUGUUCAGUGCUUAGUUGUUAUGGUUACGUUCUCAAGUUUGACUUCACUCUUUCUUGGCAUAACUCAUUAAGAAUGUCAGAAGCAGUGUGUUGUACACAUUUGGGCUUCUGUUUAGAUGACUUACAGACAGUCUUCAGAAGUCCAGGAUGUGUGGCAUUUGACACAGUAGUAGUUAGUGUAUUCCGUGAUAUGAACCAUAUGGUGCAGUCCUAACAGAGUGUUAUCCAAAGAAAAUGUUUGCUUAUCUCUUUAAAAAGCUUUUGGGCAAACAUGUAGUUUUACUGCGUUUAGUUUAAUUGAGUGGGAUUGUACCAUGUACCAAGGUGUUAACUGGGGACUCUUGAUUUAUUCCAUUUAGAUCUUUCUACUGAAACUUCAGAGAGUAACGGUGCUCGGUCCUGAUGCUGUGGUGCUGGUGGUCACACUAGGACUUACAUGAAUUUUUAGAAAAAAACUUCUUGAAGUAUUUUGCAUGAUUUAUCCAGAUAUUCAUUAAAUAUAUUUUGGGAGGGGGUAGUUUGGGGAGUUUUUUUGUUUUUUGUUUUUCUUUUUUUUUUUGAGACAGAGUCUCGCUGUGUAGCCCUGACUAGCCUGGAAUUCUCUUUGUAGACUAGGUUGGCCUUGUUUUUGUAGCGAUUCUCCUGCCUCAAGAGGAGAUUGAAUGCUGAGGUUAAGUGUGUGAACCACCACACCUGGCUUCAUGUGUUCUCUUGAUCGAAUAUGCGAUUAUUGGAUAUGCAAAGGGUCAGGGACAGAGUUGAGUUCUAACUUAAAGAACUAUGAACGACCACAAAUACUGGUUUAUGUAUUUGGCUCUUUCUAAACAGUUGUCAGUAUGUUUUGAGAAAGUUCAGAAGAAAAUAUCAUGCAUGAUUUCACUUUCAAAGAUAACAAAAGACAGACUGAUAAUAAGCCAUUACUAACAUUUCAGAGCAUCUGUGAUUGACGGGAAUGAAAUAAACAUUUUUUUCACAUUUUUUGUGUAAACUAGAGAAAUAUUUUUAAAAAAUCAGAACUCACUGGAGGUGGUGUCUCACGCCUUUAAUCCCAGCACUGGGGAGGCAGA
Molecule: messenger RNA, 3732 nt
Organism: Nannospalax galili (Upper Galilee mountains blind mole rat)
Lineage: Eukaryota; Metazoa; Chordata; Mammalia; Rodentia; Spalacidae
Gene: CUNH21orf91
Product: chromosome unknown C21orf91 homolog
Exons: 5
Coding region: 137-1009 (290 amino acids)
Source: RefSeq, a predicted model, not a curated record